Molecule: messenger RNA, 1299 nt
Organism: Fraxinus pennsylvanica
Lineage: Eukaryota; Viridiplantae; Streptophyta; Magnoliopsida; Lamiales; Oleaceae
Source: the annotation of a GenBank genome assembly
AUGACUUCUGGACUGGGACGAGAUGCUGGUGCUCCUUUAGUAUCUCAUCCUCAUGUUGAUAAGAUAGCAUUUACUGGGAGUAAUGCUACUGGAAGCAAAAUUAUGACUUCUGCAGCUCAACUUGUCAAGCCAAUUUGCAGUGCCACUUCUCGACUUCUUGUGCAUGAAAGCAUUGCAGCAGAAUUCUUGGACAAGCUUGUAAAGUGGUGCAAGAACAUCAAAACUUCAGACCCCUUGGAGGAAGGUUGCAGGCUUGGUCCUGUGGUAAGCAGUGGACAGUACGAGAAAGUAAUGAAGUUCAUCUCAAUAGCAAAGGAUGAAGGUGCCACCAUCUUGUGUGGGGGUGAAUACCCUCGGCAUUUAAAGAAGGGCUACUACAUCAAACCGGCCAUAAUAACAGAUGUGAAGACCUCCAUGCAAAUCUGGAGAGAGGAAGUAUUUGGAUCAGUUCUCUGUGUCAAAACAUUCAAAAUUGAAGAUGAAGCCAUUGAACUAGCAAAUGACACCCAAUAUGGUCUGGCUGCUGCUGUAUUAUCACAAGAUCUGGAAAGGGGCGAUGUUAAUACCGAUACCUGCCAACAGUGUGUGGAAACUGGUACAAGUGAAGUCCUACAACGUUGUCCCAAGCAAAAAAGGGCAACUAUCUGGUACGACUAUUGCACGUUACGCUACUCGAAUGAAUCUUUAUUCUCCAGGCCGGAGCAGUCAGUCACUUCAAACCUGACUAAUAUGCAGAACAUUACAGAUGAACCCGAGAGGUUCAGACAGGUAUUAGGGGAAACUUUGAAUGAAAUAGUAUCAAAAGCUGUAAAUAAUAAUCCCUCCAAUGAGAAGUUUGCUACAAAAAUAGCUAAAUUCACGGCGUCUGUAAGCCUGUAUACACUGGCACAGUGCAUGCCAUAUCUUACGAGUGGUGAGUGCGACUUCUGCCUUAAAAGUGCUAUCCCAAUAUUAAGAACAUGUUGUGAUAAUAAGAAAGGAGGAAGAGUUAUUGGCGAAAGCUGUAAUAUUAGGUAUGAGGUGUACUCCUUCUUUGGUUCUACUGUGGCCCCUGCACCACCGCAUACUCCAAAUAGUCCUCCUAUUCAGCCAUCGCUUCCCUCACCUUCUUCAACCAGUCAAGGAAAUGGAGGAAUUUCAAAACUAGUUAUUAUUGCCAUCGUUGUACCAAUUGCUGUUUCCUUUGUGUGUCUUUUCAUAAUCCGCUGCUUCUUGACAAGGAGAACAAGGAAGAAAGCUUACUAUGCCUUCAAUGAGGAAAAUGGAUUCUGCAUCGAUCCAAAUCAUCUAGAAGAUUAA